Messenger RNA from Bubalus bubalis (water buffalo), 986 nucleotides. Its product is annotated as vomeronasal type-1 receptor 4-like. Gene Ontology annotation, biological process: G protein-coupled receptor signaling pathway. The transcript has a single exon. Gene Ontology annotation, cellular component: membrane. Lineage: Eukaryota; Metazoa; Chordata; Mammalia; Artiodactyla; Bovidae. The coding region runs from base 78 to 986 and encodes 302 amino acids. Gene Ontology annotation, molecular function: pheromone receptor activity. The record is from RefSeq and is a predicted model, not a curated record.
GGUUCUCUAAGAAGACAGCUGAUGUCACCACCACCACAGCCUGCUUUCUGCUCCAGGACACUCGUGACGUCCUCUCCAUGAUUUUUCACAAAGAUGCCCUGAGAACCACAAGUCAGGCUGCUCUGAAAAUCACAUAUCUUAUACAGAUGGUGAUAGGGUCCCUGGUCAAUGUCAUCCUUUUCUUCCACAGCAUCUCUCCAGUCUUGAUUGGCCACAGCCAGAGACCCACAGACAUGAUUCAUACCCACAUGGCAGUGGCCAAUCUCUUGGUUCUUCUGUCCCCUGGCAUUCCCCACACAAUGGCAGCUUUUAUUCCAAGGAAUCCCCUGUCCAGUCUUGGGUGUAAGUUUGUGUAUUACUUACGGAGAGUGGCUCACAGCACCACCCUGUGCUCCACCUGCAUCCUGAGCACCUAUCAGUCUUUCACUCUCACCCCCAGGAGAGCAGAGUGGGUGAUGCUCAGAGGAAGGGCCCCCAAGGUCAUUGGUCCUUCCUGCUGCACCUGCUGGAUGCUCAGUUUCUUAAUGUACAUCCCUGUUCCUCUGAAAAUCUCUGGCCCACAGAACAUGCACAACCAUACUGAUAUGAAAGGCAAGUGGUUCUGUUCAUCCUCACCUACUGAAAUAGGUAUGAGCUAUUUGUGGUCCAUCUCUGAUGCCAUGUUUUUUGGCGUCAUGGUCUGGUCCAGUGGCUCCAUGGUGCUUCUCCUGCUGAGACACCGCCAGAGGGUGCAGUAUAUUCACACUCCCACUGGACACCACAGAUGCCCUCCGGAGACCAGAGCCACCCACACCAUCCUGAUGCUGGUGGUCACCUUCAUCACCUUCUACUUCCUAAAUUCUGUUCUGUCUUUUUAUAUUGCAGCCUUCUUUGAUAUUCGUCUAUGGUUGAUACAGACCUCUAAUGUAUUGGGUUCCUGUUUUCCCACCAUUUCCCCUUUCCUCCUGCUUCUUAGAGAUCCUAGAACUCCUAGGUUCUGCUCUUGA